Messenger RNA from Exophiala aquamarina CBS 119918, 837 nucleotides. RefSeq lists its product as uncharacterized. NCBI's taxonomy places the organism in Eukaryota, Fungi, Ascomycota, Eurotiomycetes, Chaetothyriales, Herpotrichiellaceae. The transcript has a single exon. The coding region runs from base 1 to 837 and encodes 278 amino acids. The record is from RefSeq and is a predicted model, not a curated record.
AUGAGUUCCUCUUCAAUUAUCUCGGAGCCUCCCAGGGUGCUUUUCAUCGAUGUGUUUGGCACCGUGGUGAACUGGCGUCUAACUGUCACCCAAACCCUACAGAAACGAGCCUCAGAAGUCCUCCAAUCCUCCACUGCCCAACUCUCCCCCACUCUGCGAAAAAGAGCAUCGACCACGGAUUGGGCCGCAUUCACCCAAAAGUGGAGAGAGGCUUACUAUCACUUCUGUGUGACCUAUGACCCUGCGAAAGUCAACGGCAGUCCAGGUGGCUACAAGACCAUUGACCAGCACCACCGCGAGAGCCUUUCCGACAACCUGGAGACUUUCAACCUGACCGGUCUCUGGUCAAAGGAGGAGCUAGAUGAGCUGGCCAUGGUAUGGCAUUACCUAGCACCAUGGCCCGAUUCCCCGCGUGGCCUUGAACUUCUGACGCAGAAAUUCAUCACCUCGAGUCUGAGCAACGGCAACGUGAGCCUCUUACAAGACCUAGCCACAACCGGUAACUUGUUGUUUACACACAUUCUCUCAAGCGAAAUGUUCAAAGCAUAUAAGCCGAAUCCGCUAGUCUACAAUGGCGCGGCGCAGCGACUUGGAGUACCGGCAAACCAAUGCGCGCUUGUGGCGGCGCAUUUGGCUGAUUUGGAAGGCGCCCGCCAGUGCCAGUUUCGGACGAUUUAUAUUGAUCGGGAGAAUGAGGAAGGGUGGAGCGCGGAGGAUAAAGAAAAGGCGAGAGACUGGGUAGAUCUGUGGGUGGAUGGGUGUCUGCAGAACGAAGAAGACGGGUUUGUGGAGCUCGCGAGGCUGCUUGGAAUUAUGAUCCACCAAAGCGAGAGGUGA